UCCCUAGUAAAAGGUUAGAAAAUUUUCAGAGCGAUUUGAAAACAGAGCUGAAGAAGCCAUUUCAAAACAGAGCUCUUCUCAACUACAAUCAGAAUCAAGAAUUAAUAUAAUUUCAGUUUUGAGCAAUCCUCCUCUGUUUUAAUUUUCAUCCAUUUUUCGUUUUCUUGGAUUCUCGUUGAUCACCAACUCCAUCUUUGGUCAAACAUGGCUAUUAGGAUGGGACAGAAUUUGCCUGAAUACAAUCAUAUCCCUUCUGUUCAUUACUUCUACUGUUGUGGUUGCGGAGCUCAUGUUGCAAUCAUCUAUUACAUUCCGGCUCUACGGAUUAUUGCUCAAGUGUAUAUAUGCAGGUUUAGGGUUGAAGUAGAAGAGAACGAGCCACAACAUGGAGUAAUACAUGGCAUGAACUUGACCGUAGCCGUGACUUACUGUGUCCAAUGUGGAAACCUUCUCAUGUGGAAAAUUAUUGCUGUCUCCCAACCGUCUAGUGUUUAUAGAGUAGGAGGAUCCAUCUUGAGAUUGGACGCGGUUAUUAGCUGGAACAAUGUAACGUUGUUUGAUUUUCUCAAUGGAGGCAAUAAUGAACAGGCUCCUAAUGAUCAAGAUGGAGGUGCAGAUGAAGAACAAGAUGGAAACGCUAAUGAACAAGAUUCAAGCGCUAAUGAGCAAAAUGUUGAUCAAGAUGGAAACGCUAAUGAACAAGAUUUAGGGUCUAAUGAGCAAAAUGCUGAUCUGGAUGGAAAUGGAGGCAUUAAUGAACAAGUUCUUAAUCAAGAUGUAGCUAUCGUUGAGGGGCUGGGCAAUAUUGAUCUAAAUGCAAGCACUUGAAUCAACUAUUGAUGAAAAUGCAGAUAGGGCACUCAUGAUGCAGAACCAGCUUAUUACAAUAGCGUUCAUAUUGUA
This is a messenger RNA of Solanum tuberosum (potato), 903 nucleotides long. RefSeq lists its product as uncharacterized. Bases 205 to 828 code for a protein of 207 amino acids. NCBI's taxonomy places the organism in Eukaryota, Viridiplantae, Streptophyta, Magnoliopsida, Solanales, Solanaceae. The transcript has 4 exons. The record is from RefSeq and is a predicted model, not a curated record.